Molecule: messenger RNA, 1363 nt
Organism: Bombina bombina (fire-bellied toad)
Lineage: Eukaryota; Metazoa; Chordata; Amphibia; Anura; Bombinatoridae
Gene: HAUS2
Product: HAUS augmin like complex subunit 2
Biological process (GO): microtubule nucleation; spindle assembly; centrosome cycle
Cellular component (GO): centrosome; HAUS complex; mitotic spindle microtubule
Source: RefSeq, a predicted model, not a curated record
GACAUUGUUCGUAGACUUGGGUCAUAGCAUGCGCUCUCUGUGGUUGGUUACAGCUUCCUUGCGCUAGUUUGAAGUUUUUCAAUUAGAUAUGUCAUUGUGUAUCUGCUAGAUGGCGUCGAAUCCUUGGGAUACCGUACAGCCUACAGCUGCGGCUUUGCUGAUAGAGAAAUGCCUGGAAUCCGGGGUUCUCACGCAGAAUUUACUGGACCAAACAAGGCAAGAAUCAAUCUGCUUUAGUCGUGUAGAAGAGCUAGAGAGGAUAUCCACCAUCAAGGCUGAAAUCAAUCAAAAAAGUCUUGAGCUAGAACUACUGAGGCUUGAGAAAGAAACUGCAGAUAUCAUUCAUCCUUUAUUCCUCAAUUUGCUGCUGAACUGUUACCACUUGCAAUACAUUUUAUUGAGAAACUUGAAGUUUAUCUUCAGACCAUCAGAUCCAUCCCUAGGAUACCAGAACGCUCUAAUAACAUGGACAGUGCUCUGGUUAGGAUGGAAUCACUGGAAGCAGAGAUGGAAGAACUGACUGAGCAUAUAUUAACGUGGAGAGAAAAGCAGAUGGUGCAUCUGAAAGGGACCUUCCCCACUAGUACAGAUGCAAACUCCAGCUGUAUAAAUGCGUCCUCUUCAUACUUAUCUAUUGAAAAUCUGCCUCCUUAGCUUAAGGAUUCUGUGCCUUUUUUAUAAUUAUUUACCAGUCCCAUUUGCACGAGCAGACAUUAAAGGAAUCCAGCAAUAGUAGUAGCAAAUAUAAAGGGCUGGUAACAUAGAGGGCAUACAUACAUCUGUUCCAAUUAAAUGGGGAAAACUUGUCCAAUAUGUAUUUUAUGUGUUUGUUUCAUCUGUAAGAUUGUAGAACAGCAAGUAGAAGUUCCACACAAAACUACUAAAUUGCUUUGUUUUUAGCAAUGGAGCAGAAUUAAUAGUGGCUAUGCUGCUUGUGUAACCCUAGCAACAUAGGAUGGGUAGCGGAUUUUUUUCUAUAAGGAAGUAGGGAUGUUUUCCUCAUAGAAAAGUUAACACAAAGUACCGUGAUUGUCAGUAUUGCAAAGAAAGCAACUUCAGUUGACAUCUAAAAACCUGUUUCUUUGUUACAAGAUGCCACUGAAACUGCUAGCAAUUACUCUUAAUUCUUAAUUUGAUUUUAAUGAGUUUGUUUCUACACUUAAUUGGCAGGUAGCUACCUCCAGUAUUUUUUUUUCUUAUUUUUUUUUCUUCUCAAAUUAUUUGUUUUAAUUCAUAGUCUCAAAGAGACUUUCAUGUAAAUCAUUCUUAUAUUAUGCAGUUAAUAAUACCUAUAUAAUAUUUUUUUGUAAAGAUAAUAAAUAUUUUGAACUGGUGGUUAUAAAUAAAUACUUUAGUAUUUAAA